Drosophila elegans is the source of this 1083-nucleotide messenger RNA. RefSeq names its product alpha-endosulfine (gene endos). The coding region runs from base 316 to 672 and encodes 118 amino acids. The record is from RefSeq and is a predicted model, not a curated record. NCBI's taxonomy places the organism in Eukaryota, Metazoa, Arthropoda, Insecta, Diptera, Drosophilidae. The transcript is spliced from 3 exons. Gene Ontology annotation, cellular component: cytoplasm. Gene Ontology annotation, molecular function: protein phosphatase inhibitor activity.
ACUGCGGUCACACUGCUUGCAUCAUCUCCCAGCGCGUCUGUAAAGUGUUAAAAUAAUUUUACUUUUGAGUCGCCUUGAGAAUUUCCGUCACUCCAUAUAUAAAUAUCGUGUAACAGCCGGAUUUAGUUGUUCUCGAGAGCAUUUCCCCCAAUUGGUUGCGAAUAGCAGUGCGCUUUGCUAAUUCGGCACGCUAAUUGGCAAAGCAAAACCGAUUCGAUUCCAGGGAAGAAGACGCAUAAGCAGUAGAAGGGUGAAGAACAAAAGAAGGAAAACAACAGUUAAUCGUCAAAUUUUACAGGCAAAAGACAGUCCACAAUGAGUUCCGCGGAGGAAAACAGCAACAGCCAGGCCACCACGCCCCAGGACAACGAGACCGCUGAGAAUGUCAACCUCACGGAUCUCGAGAAGAUCGAGGAGGAGAAGCUCAAGUCCAAGUAUCCCAGUGGAAUGCGAGUGCCGGGCGGUCACUCGGCCUUCCUCCAAAAAAGGCUGCAGAGGCAAAAGUUCUUCGACUCGGGCGACUACCAGAUGGCCAAGCAGAAGGGUGGCAGCGUUAAGCAGGUCUUUGCCAACAAGGUGCCCACCGGGGAGGCCAUUCCCACGCCCGAAACCGUGCCGGCACGCAAGACCUCGAUCAUCCAACCCUGCAACAAAUUCCCAGCGACGAGCUAAUUUACUCACCUAAUUUACUUACACCUACUAUAUUCACAACCUCAACUGCAGCCAGUUUCCCGUUCCCACUUCAAAUGCUCUAUACCUAAUUUUAAAGAAAACCCUAAUGCUAAGAUGGCUGCUGCCGGAUUGUGCAGGUAUUUCGCGAACGUUUAACCUGAAUUUGAAGCUCCUCGAUCCGUUACCCCGUUAAAUCUAAGCGCCAACCGCACCAGCCAAUCUCAAGAUCCCGUCAUCAGUCCAUCUCUCAGGCCGGGGAAGCGUAGAUGGCGAACCGAGCAGCGCGAAAUUUAUUGCAACAGUUAUAUAAAUCUAUAUUUCUGUAAUAUUAACUUAACUUACCCUGAUCGUACGUAGCUGUAAGUAUUACGAGCAUAAUAAAUUUAAGUUGGAGCCAGCCACAAACACAUA